Messenger RNA from Linum trigynum, 718 nucleotides. NCBI's taxonomy places the organism in Eukaryota, Viridiplantae, Streptophyta, Magnoliopsida, Malpighiales, Linaceae. The record is from the annotation of a GenBank genome assembly.
AAUCCACACCAAUAUCCCUAUCUUAAUACCUCGAUCUCAAAACCCUAGCUACUUCCAUUUCCCCCGUUCGUCUCAACAAGUGAUCGAUCAUGGCUUCUUCUUCUUCUUCUUCCAAAGCAGCCCUUGCUCUCUUCCUGACCCUCAACCUCCUCAUGCUCUCCUACUCAGCCACGGCGGUGACGACAUGUGGUGAGCUUCCGGCCAGUGUAGGCGUUUGCGCUGACCUGUUGAAAUACCUUGUGAACUUAAGGGUUGGAACCCAGCCAAUCACUCAGCCCUGCUGCAGCCUUAUCGAUGGCUUGGUUGGUCUCAACGCCGAUGUUAAGGUUUGUCUCUGUGAUGCCCUCAAGAUUACAGAUGUUCUUGGGCUCGGACCACUUGUCAACGUCAACUUCGCUCUCACCCUGCUUCUCAACGAAUGUCACUACCCAGUUACUCCCGGCUACGUUUGCUAUUAAUUAAGCGAUCGAUGAACCAGCAGAAAGAUGGUGAAGUCAAAUGUCCUUAUAGCGAUAGCUACCUCAUCAGCUAGCUAGUUGUGCUUGGGUCAUUUAGUUAAGUUAAAAGUUGUUGUUGUUCUACUUUUUCAUUUCAGUUAUCCGUUUGCUUUCUUGGCUGGCGCCGCAAAAAGUUGUGAAAUGUUAGUUUCAUGACACUUGGAUGCCUAAGUACUCAAGAUAAAUAAUGAUUGUACUAUGAAUAAAUUGACUUCAUUAUC